AUGUUUUUUGUCGUGAUCAACCAAUUCUUUGGGAACGCAACGCCCGAGUUUGCCGCCGUCCCGAACGAGCUCCCGAUCAUGAUUCGCGAGUACAAUGGCGGGCUGUACCAGGCGUGGGUUUGGUACGUGGCCAAGAACGUGAGCGAGUUGGUGUUUCAGCUCUUCUUUCCCAUGCUGUUCCUGAUCCCGGUCUACUUUAUGGUGGGCUUUGGCGGCGACGCCGGCGUGUUCUUUACGUUCUACCUCUUCUUUGUGCUCGUGGCAAGCGCCGCCGUCGGCCUCGGGUACAUGGUUGGGUGCAUUGCGCGCCACCCGCAAAUCGCCCAGAUCUUGGGCAUCGUCAUCAUCCUGCCGCUCCUCAUCUUUGGCGGUCUCUUCCUCAAUGCGGACAACACCCCCGUGUACUUUUCGUGGCUCGAGUACAUCUCGCCCCUCAAGUACGGGUACCGCGGGAUCAGCCGGGCGUUCUGGAACUCGGUCGAGUUCAUCCCGUGCGACGCGUCCCGGCCGUGCCAAGCCACGUCCGGUGCGCAAGUGCUGGCCAACAUGGCGCUCAACAAGGACUCGAUCGCCGUGGAUGUUGUGUCGCUCGUCGCGAUCAACGUCAUGUUUCGCACGAUCGGCGUCGUCUGGCUCUGGGUCAACAUUCGCCAAAAGCACUAA
Molecule: messenger RNA, 663 nt
Organism: Aphanomyces invadans
Lineage: Eukaryota; Oomycota; Saprolegniomycetes; Saprolegniales; Verrucalvaceae
Exons: 1
Coding region: 1-663 (220 amino acids)
Cellular component (GO): membrane
Molecular function (GO): ABC-type transporter activity
Source: RefSeq, a predicted model, not a curated record